CGAAGUGCCGUGGGACAAACUAAUCUUAUGUCAUUAACAAAGUAGAAUUAUAAUAAAAUUUAUUAAGUGUUCGGUUUGGGUUAUGCAUUAACUGAUUUUGAAGAAAAAUGUCCCACAAUUGGCUCAUCCUGACAUUCUCAUGGCUCGGCACGGUCAGUCUUCAGUAUAUCAACACAGGAGGUCCUGCCGCGGAGACAGUACUCGACCCCCUGGACUCCACAUUGCACUACCCCUUGCCAUACGUCCACUAUUUCAACUUACAACCAUCCCGCUCUGAAGAGCCUUACCAAGGAGAAAUGCAAACCUACAACCAGUUCUACCAACAUGACGAAAGGGAACAACCUCCUGAUCUACAAAGAAAAAGGCGCACAGUCCAAGAAGAAGAAGACGAACGCUCGAGACGUUGGCUUCCAAAUCUAGUGGACACAGACCAAACCGCAUACAUUAAAAACGACGACAAAUUAUUAGGCAGUCCAUUCAUAUUAGGAUUUUCGGGCGCAAUGGAAGAUAACUCCACUGACAUGAUGAAUAUUUUGGAGCCAAAGGAAAAGAAGAACUUUAGCCCUUGGGGAGGGAAGCGGAGUAACUCUAAUGUUGAGCACAUGUGGAGUUGGAAACGGUCGGCGAACAAAAGAGAGCCGAAUAUGCCGAAGAGAGUUCGAUUCUCACCAUGGGGAGGCAAAAGAUCAGGACAAAUGGUUCUAAAGCCGGGAACCAAAGGAUCGAAAAUUAUAUUCUCCACGACUGUUCCCGAGCUUACGCGUAUCGUCUCCAAUUUCUCACCCAACGGGAAGAGGUUCGACUUGGCCGGUUUCCAGUUCAUACCCUCGCUGGACAAGAGGCAUCCCAUCAAGAUACUGGCAUUGAGCACCAACGUAAAUGAGAAAACGCUGAGGGAUGCUCUCCCGUUCAAAGCUUUCUUGGAAUCACUACCGAAGAUAUUUAAACCUGGACAUCCGUACGCAGAUGUGAACUUGAAGAAAGACGGUAAGAGGAAAGUGAAAUUUAGCGCGUGGGGUGGCAAACGAACACCACCUAUAAUAGGGCCGAUUUGGACUCCCGCACCUCAAGAUAUUAAGGAAUCUACCCUCAACACGAUACUUUUGGUAAGGAACGCCCACGAAAACGACGAAACGACAAAAGCUUUUUAAAAACGAUAUUCAUAAAAUUAGAAAACAUGUUUUAGUUGCCGUAACUCCUGGAAUUACCGUGAAGUUGUAACGUUCGUUUGGUAUUAAAAUGGUAACUUUUUAGAUUUAGCUUGUUAUAGUGCCAUAUGAGUGAGGCUAACAAGUCAAAAAUUAAUAAAAAAAUAAUUAUUAUAAGGUAAGGGCGGGAGUUACGUCGUUUUUGACGAAAGGCUGGGUUCGUCAAAUACACAAAAGUGAGAUAUGAAUCAUAUUGUUGUUAUUAUAUGGUAUAUUUGUUACUUUGUCUUAUAUACCUAUGUGCUACAUUAUUAGCAAG
Messenger RNA from Chilo suppressalis (striped riceborer), 1467 nucleotides. The record is from the annotation of a GenBank genome assembly. NCBI's taxonomy places the organism in Eukaryota, Metazoa, Arthropoda, Insecta, Lepidoptera, Crambidae.